Messenger RNA from Hemiscyllium ocellatum (epaulette shark), 2040 nucleotides. Its product is annotated as leucine-rich repeat-containing protein 46-like. Bases 21 to 815 code for a protein of 264 amino acids. The record is from RefSeq and is a predicted model, not a curated record. The transcript is spliced from 9 exons. NCBI's taxonomy places the organism in Eukaryota, Metazoa, Chordata, Chondrichthyes, Orectolobiformes, Hemiscylliidae. Gene Ontology annotation, molecular function: protein binding.
CAGGGGCAACGGAGGACACAAUGGCGGAGGAGAGUCCACAUGAAUCAAAGAAGAUGGUGUACAUUUCCAUGUCACUGAUUGCUAGGCGAAAUUUGCAACUCCCUGCAGAAAAACAGAGACCAGAAGACAUAACAAAAGCUUUGGCGAAGCUAACAACAGUUCGUUUGGAUCGGGAGAAUAUUGGCACCCUUGAAAAUUUUGAAUGCUUGGAAAGUGUCUGCAGUCUUUAUCUUCAGCAGAAUCAGAUAAAGAGGAUAGAAAAUUUAGAAUUGCUUUGCAGUUUAAGGUUUUUGACGCUGGCUGGUAACAAAAUCCAAAAGGUGGAAAACCUUAAACCUUUGCAGCAACUGGGAUUCUUAGACCUUUCAAAUAAUCAGAUUGAACAGCUUGACCCAGGUGAAUUUCCAGAGAGUCUCAUCAUUCUGAAGAUGAUUGACAAUGACUGCACCAAACAGGAACGAUAUAGGGAGAGGAUAAUAGGGGCUCUCCCUGCUCUCCAGCAACUUGAUGGUAACCCUAUUCAAAGGAGGAAGGAACCAAAUGAAACUGAUGAAGCAAAUGGAACCUCUGGAGAUUCUGAAAGUGAGGAGGAACAAUAUGAUUCUGAAACUAAAAAGGAAGAUUCCUUGCCUGAGAUCUCAGUUUCACUAGGAAAAAUGAAAGAAUUCUUUGUCGAUAUUCACAAAGAAAUAGUUUGCCGAUCUCAAUGGCGAAGGAAGGAAGCUGAAACUGACCAUAAAUUGAGGAUGAAUGAACUGGAGGAGAUUCGGAGGGAGAUAACUCAAAGACAGUCUCCCUCUCUCACCAACACCUAAAGAAGGAGCAGGCCUCUGAAAGCUUGUGUUUUCAAGAUAAACCUGUUGGACUACAACAUGGUGAUUGUGACCUUGCCCAACCAGGCACCUUCACAUUCUGGAAGUACGAAAAGGAACAACCAUAGCGCCUGGCUCUUCGAACCUCAUCCACCAUUCAAGAUCAUGGCUGAUCUGAUUUUAACCUCAACUCUACAUUCUUGCAUGUCCCUAAUAAGCUUUCAUCCCUGCCUUUAAAAUAUUUUAAAAUUCUGUAUCCAGUAAUUUUGAGGACGGGAAUUCCAAAAACUCUUGACCUUUGGAGGGAAAAAAUACUUUCCUUAUCUGUUUCAAAUGGAUAUUUCUCCCCCUGCCCCCCACUUUAAAUAUGACACUUAGGUUCUCCCACAAGAGGAAACAUCCUUUCAAUAGCCAUAUGGUCCCCUCUGGUUCUCUUACGUUUCUAUUAAAUCACCUCUAAUUCUUCUUAAGCUGUUGCCCAUUUAAAAGGGCAUGAGGCAGUUUUUUUCCCUGACAGCUAAAUGUCUUUAGAGCUGUUUCUGAAAAGACAGUCGAAGCAGAGACUUAAUAAUUUUAGGGCAGAGGUAAGUGGAUUCUUAGUAUGCAAAAGAGAUUAAAGAUUUUUGGGGUUGGCAGGUGCGUGGAGUUGAGGUUACAGUUAGUUUAGCCGUGAUCUUAUUAAAUAGUGGAAUGACUUCGAGGAGUGAGGGGCCUACUUCUGCACCUAACUAGUAUAAAUACACAAACCAUUUAAGAAUUUCAGUAUCUACAGUAUUUUGCUUGUGUAUCAUUAUCCAUACUAAAACAAUAUUCACAAAUCUCAUGUCGAAAUAAUAGGCAUGCCCUGACCAAAAACAGUGCGUGAAUGGCAGUAGCCAGCUUGGCUGCAGUGUCUGUUUACAAUUGCAUGAUCUUGUUCAGUGCAUGGCCAGUAAUGUCUCACUACUAAGUAAGCAAUUACAGGUUGUACCUUCUCCUGAACCACAUCAGCUAAAACAUUGGUAUCCUUUUGCUAAAAGACAAUUCAGCACUGAGCAGUUUAAAGUUGAUCGUAAUAAAGAAAAGAAAAACUACCCUUACAGUACUCCCGCUCCCCCACCCCCCCAUCUUCUAAAUGGAAGGCUGUUAUUAAACAUGAUUUUAUCAGUGCUACAUAUCUCAAUUUCUAUAAUGUACAUUUCUGUGCAUUUGAUGUAUUUAGGGCCUUAUCUCCUCUAAAUUGUUAUCA